GGACCGAGAGCCAGCUGCCUCCUCCUCCUCCUCCUCCUCCUCCUCCUCCUGCCUCGUUCUCCUCCUCCUCCACCUCCUCUGCAGCCAUGCUGGACACGCUCACCUUCCUCCUGGAGAAGCUCUUCCUCCUCGCGCACAUCAAGCUGUCCAGCCUCCUGCCGCCGCUCACCGCGCGCUGCGACCGGGACGCCGCGUCGCCGCCCGCCGCCGCCCCGCCGCUCCGGUUCCGACGCGGGGACCUGCUGGAGGUCCCGCGGACCCUCUUCACGCACUUCGGCAUCUACCUGGGCGACGGCCGCGUGGCGCACCUCAUCCCGGACGUGCUGCCCGCGCUGACCGGGGACGCGCGGCGCGUGCAGGAGAUGGUGACCAACGCGCGGCUGCUGCUCGGCGUGCUGUCCAAGCGCGCCUCCGUGCGCGUGGACUCCGUGGAGGACUUCGCGUACGCGGCCGGGAUCCUGCUGAACGCCACGGACCGCGCGGCGCCACGCGCGCCGCUGCCCGCGGAGGAGGUGGCGCGGCGCGCGGAGCGGCUCGUGGGCUCCGUGGCCUACAGCCUGCUGUGGAACAACUGCGAGCACUUCGUCACGCACUGCCGCUACGGGGCCGCGCGCAGCCCGCAGAGCGACCAGUUCUGCGAGUGGCUGAAGUCUCUGAUCCGGGACCAGCGCAGCGUGGCGCUGGCGGCGCUGCUGGGCCUCGCCACCAUGGCGUGUCUGGGCGUCUCCGCCGGCACCGCCCUGCCCGGCGUCCUGCUGCCCUUCACCCUGUGGAUGGCCAGCUAGGCGCCUGGAGGUCGUCUGGAGGUCGCCGCUGCCUCCUGCAUUUCCAUAUCCAUGUGUUCUGUUUGAUGAGCGUGAACAGAAGAAGAAGAAGAAGAAGAAGCUGACGUCUCAGUGGAAGAGAAGAAGAAGAACCGUUUGAUUGACAGCUGGUGACUGGUUGCUAAGCAACAAGACGAGUUCAGAUCAUCUGGAGACGCCGUGUUCUCCUGGAGAGGUUCUCCGUCUCUUCAUAUCAUAUUUCAUAGUUCUCUCUCUCGCUCGAUGCCCAUUGGCUGCUCGUGGUUCUCAGACCGAUCGGUUCUCUGAUGUCAUCGUUUGAGUCUCGACAUCAAAUCAGAUUUAUUUGUGGCUAACGAAGAACUCGUUCUUCACCUAGAGUUUUCCUUUGAAUCAGCAAUAAUGAACUUUAUUAAUAUUAAUAUUAGCAUUAUCCUGCUAGCUUGCUGUAUUCCCAGCAAGGCAUUCUGGGAGUUGUUGUUUCAACAUAUGCUUCUCCGAUGUGUUCUGAGGAGGAAACGUCGACAUUGAAUCUGUUUUAAAGUAGAAAGACACAACAUUUACUGAGGUCGACUUUUUUAAUCUCACGGUCGUCAAAGGGAUGGAAAAGCAGGUUUUGGGGUUUCCUUUGGUCCUCUGGUCGGCCAUCUUGACUGUAGUUCCAUGUCGGCCAUCUUGGCUGUAGUUCCAUGUCAGCCGUCUUGACUGUAGUUCCAUGUCGGCCCCUCUGCUGAAGCUCUUCUGUAAAUAUCUGUAGAUAUCUUUCACCACCUGAUUGUUUUUUAACGGUCAAAACUUUAACAGAAUUUAUUUUUUAAGACGCUGUAACACUUUAUAUGUGUUUUAUAUGUAAAUAAAGUCUCUGGACUUAUUGAA
This is a messenger RNA of Pseudoliparis swirei, 1658 nucleotides long. RefSeq names its product lecithin retinol acyltransferase-like. Gene Ontology annotation, biological process: retinol metabolic process. Bases 87 to 785 code for a protein of 232 amino acids. The transcript is spliced from 2 exons. Lineage: Eukaryota; Metazoa; Chordata; Actinopteri; Perciformes; Liparidae. The record is from RefSeq and is a predicted model, not a curated record. Gene Ontology annotation, molecular function: phosphatidylcholine-retinol O-acyltransferase activity.